Messenger RNA from Mesoplodon densirostris (Blainville's beaked whale), 1570 nucleotides. RefSeq names its product DNA dC->dU-editing enzyme APOBEC-3H-like. The record is from RefSeq and is a predicted model, not a curated record. Gene Ontology annotation, molecular function: zinc ion binding; RNA binding; cytidine deaminase activity. Gene Ontology annotation, cellular component: P-body; cytoplasm; nucleus. The coding region runs from base 71 to 1429 and encodes 452 amino acids. Gene Ontology annotation, biological process: DNA cytosine deamination; cytidine to uridine editing; negative regulation of single stranded viral RNA replication via double stranded DNA intermediate. NCBI's taxonomy places the organism in Eukaryota, Metazoa, Chordata, Mammalia, Artiodactyla, Ziphiidae. The transcript has 9 exons.
UCGGCUGAGAAGGCCUGGGAGGUCGCUCACAGAUAAGGGGGUUUUCUACACAAGAGCCCUGGGAGAGGAAAUGGAGCCCCAGCACCCGAGACAAAGGGCAGGGAUGGGACUAGCCAGCAAAGGAGGCUGCAGCCAGAGGCCCCGGAUCAGAAACCCAGUGGAGUGGUUAGAUCGCCAAACCUUCUCCUUCCACUUUCGCAACCUGAGAUUUGCCAAUGGGCGGAACUGCUCCUACCUCUGCUACCAGGUGGAAAGACUGAAGCACUGCUCACCUGACUCCUCCGACUGGGGGGUCUUUCAAAACCGGGUCUAUCCCGAGACUCCCUGCCACGCGGAACUCUGCUUCCUCUCUUGGUUUUGCGCCAAGAAGCUGUCCCCUUAUGAACAGUACCGCAUCACCUGGUUCUUAUCCUGGAGCCCCUGCUCGUCAUGUGCAGAGCAGGUGGCUGCGUUCCUGAGGGAGAACAGGAACGUGAGGCUGAGCAUCUUCGCCGCCCGCCUCUACUACUUCUGGAAACCAGAGUGCCAGCACGGGCUGCGCAUGAUGCACCAGCAGAGGGCCUGGGUGCGCAUCAUGUCCUUCCGAGACUUUAAAUACUGUUGGAAAAACUUUGUGUACAAUCAGGGAAUGCCCUUCAAGCCUUGGAAGAAACUGCGUAAAAAUUAUCAGUUCCUGGUGGCAAAGCUUCAGGAAAUUCUUGGGAUAUCCGCAACAAAACGCCACAGACUGGGUGACUUAACAACAGGUAUUUACUUUCUCACCGAUAUGGAGGCUAGAAGUCCAAGAUCAAGGAGUCUAAACACAAUGAAUCUGCUAAAAAAAGAAAUAUUCAAACAACAGUUUGGCAACCAGCACCGUGUCCCACAGCCCCACUACCGGAGGAAGACCUAUUUGUGCUACCAGCUGAAGCAGCUCGAUGGUGUCACGCUUGACAAAGGCUGCUUCCGAAACAAGAAACAGCGACAUGCAGAAAUUCGCUUUAUUGACAAGAUCACCUCGCUGAAUCUCGACCCAAACCAGAGCUACAAAAUCAUCUGCUAUGUCACGUGGAGCCCCUGCCCUACCUGUGCCAGGGAACUGGUUGAUUUCAUCAACGGUCAGGACCACCUGAGCCUGCAGAUCUUUGCCUCCCGCCUGUACUUCCACUGGAUCAAGGUGUUUCAGAGGGGGCUGCAGCAGCUACAGGCAGCCCAGGUCUCAGUGGCUGUCAUGACCCGCUCAGAGUUUGAAGACUGCUGGGAAGAAUUUGUGGAUAACCAGGGGAUGCCCUUCGAGUCCUGGGAUAAGCUGGAGCAAUACAGUGAAAGCAUAAGCCGUCGGCUCCAGAAGAUCCUGUCGCGCUCGAAUUGGAAUAAUUUAGAGGAUUCCUUCAGAGACUUGAGACUUGGAUCCCCAUCCCCUUCAUCGUUAAGAAGUGACUCAAGAUGACAGGUCCUGGGGCAUCUCACUGCUUCAUAAACUGCUGGCUCUUAGGAGCAAGUAGCAAGCUCCACGGUCACCCCUGACCCUCGCCCAAGUCCAGAGACCUUUCUUUCCUCUUUCAUUCUUCUUUUUUCCUUUCUUUUCUAA